UAGUCUUUAUAUUUCUAUUUGUGAAAGUUUUUUAAAGCGGUGUCGAAGCGUCUUUAGAUAUUUCUUUAAUAUUUAUUACGUACUAAUUAGCCAUUAAAUAUUACCUUUUUAAUGUACAAUAUUGUUGAAUAUAAUAAGUUUUAAAUAUAAUGUAGAAUAAUUAUACUUUAGCAAGAACUUUUUAAAGGAAACAUAACCUAUGUUUAUCUUUUGCAAUGGAUCUGCAUUUCAGAGGUGUUUUAGAUUAUAUUAAAAAUUUCUUUACAACUGAUAAUGAAAGAAAUAGAAAAAGAAGAGCUGUACCAGAUCUAAAUAUUGCAUUAAGCCCAAAAAUCGGCAGAUACUCUCCAUACUAUACCAAAGAAAGAAUUAUUCCUAUUGAGAGAGAAGAUAAAUGGUUUUCGUCUACAAAGACGUCCAUAAAGAAAUCUCCCCGGUUUCAAAAACCUUAUAAGUCUCCCAUGAAACCAUUUAAAGUCAUCGAUACAGUGAAUUUAGAUGAUAAUGAUACAUUGGAUAUUAGGAAGCCUAACUUUAGGCCUGAAUGUAGAAGCAAAAUAACUUCUUCCACGCCAUUAGAAACCAGAAAGAGUUUAUAUAUGAAUGGAAAUUCUACAAGAAAUGAUGAUGAAGAUGACGUAAUUUUUGUUACCUCGCCUGAACAAAAGCGAGAUGAGGCUAGAUUGGCAGGUUUUACCUAUAUUAAACCCAACUUCAAAGAGGAUAAACCACUGUUUCAUAUUGGAUCGGGAAGUGUACAAAACGGAACAAGACCAAAGGAUCGCAGCAAAUUAAAUUUUUCAAGAUCCUCACAAGAUAAUUCGUUCCUAAACUACUCCUACAGAUUAGAUGAUAAAUUAAAAUACAAGAAACUCUUAGAGCAAGUGAGUGGUUCUUCUUUUAAUUCUUCGGUCUAUCACACACCACAAGGAAAAUUGUUUGAUUCUUAUGACAAGAAAAAUAUAGGGGACAGAUCGAUUGAUAAACCCAAGGAAACUACGAAAGAGAGAGUUUUGAAAGUAUUGGAUAGUUUGGAAAAUGAUGCUGUGGUUGUUAAAGAUUCCGAUUCUGAGGAAAGUGUGAUUCUAGUGAAUCCGCCAUCUCCAAAACCAGACAUUAAAGUUGACCCUGUAAAUAGUUUUAAGAAAAUCGUUGAUACCUCUAAGUUUGCAAAGAAAGACUGGCUGGAUGAUAUUUUGGAAAAGCACAAGCAACAAGCGGAAAUUCGCCAGAAGGAAAUAGAUGACUUAAGAAUUUGUUCCAAGAAACAAGAAGAAAUCAACAAGGACAUAAACAUAGAACUUCUGAGGCGCAAAGUAAACGAUUGUUUACAACUUAAAGAUGUCAUUCUUCCUGUUAUCGAGUCGGAACCAGAAACCGAACUACCACCGCUUACUGAAAAACAACAAUAUAUGGUCGAAAGAGCGUUUAGAGGCGAUCCUAGCGAAGUCUUGGCCAGGAAAUUCAACCUUAACAUAGCUAGGAGGGAUCUGCUCACUUUGGCCGGGCUAAAUUGGUUGAACGACGAAGUCAUCAAUUUCUAUAUGAAUCUCAUCAUCGACAGGGCGAAGGAUUCCAAAUGGCCGAAGAGUUACGCUUUUAAUACGUUUUUCUAUCCGAAACUCAUUAGCAGCGGUCCACAGUCUCUGAGAAGAUGGACGAAAAAGGUGGAUUUGUUCUCUUAUGACCUUGUGUGUAUACCGAUUCAUCUUGGUAUGCACUGGUGUAUGGCUAUCAUCGAUUUUCGGGAAAAAUCGAUAAGAUACUAUGACAGUAUGGGCGGCCCGAACAACAAAUGCCUAAACGCGUUGGCCAAUUACCUGGUAGCGGAACACCUCGACAAAAAGGGAUCGAAGUACGACGUGAGCGACUUCAUUUUGGAAAAUAUGGACAACAUUCCGCAGCAGAUGAACGGCAGCGACUGCGGCAUGUUCUCCUGCACGUUCGCCGAGUUCAUAACGAGGAACGCGAAACCCACGUUUAAACAGGACGACAUGCCAUAUUUGAGGAAGAAAAUGGUGGUCGAAAUCUUAUCCGGCGAGCUGUUGAUCAAAUAAAGUCUACGUAACAAACUUGGUUCGAUUUGAUAUUUUUUAGGUUAUGUAACAUCCACAGACGUAUUAAAUGAGAGACAGUAUAAUUUAUAGAGUGAUGUCCUGAUUUGUUUACACCAUAUAAAUUUUAUUUUCCUAGA
Molecule: messenger RNA, 2194 nt
Organism: Sitophilus oryzae (rice weevil)
Lineage: Eukaryota; Metazoa; Arthropoda; Insecta; Coleoptera; Curculionidae
Product: sentrin-specific protease-like
Exons: 6
Coding region: 216-2057 (613 amino acids)
Biological process (GO): protein desumoylation
Cellular component (GO): nucleus
Molecular function (GO): deSUMOylase activity
Source: RefSeq, a predicted model, not a curated record